AUGAUCAAAGUUGCGCCGAGAAACAUACUUGCCGAUUUGAAGCGAAAAAAACCAGAUAGUGUUUCAAAAAUUAAACAGGUAUACAAUGAACGUUACAGACUGAACAUUGAGAAAAAAAGUCCUAGGUUGGAAAUGCAACAACUGUUGAAACUUUUGGGUGAUAAUAAAUAUGUUUCAAGGUACAGAGCUUGUGAGGACAAUGUUACCAUUCGUGACAUAUUUUGGACUCCUCCCGAAAGUAUCAACUUGUUCAACACAUUUCCAACCGUAAUUGAUUCGACGUACAAGGCCAACAAGUAUAGGUUUCUGCUUCUAGAAAUUAUUGGUGUGACAUCUAGUAACAAGCAAUUUUCGGUUGAAUUCGCUUUUUUGGAAUGUGAGAAAGAAGAUAACGUUACAUAG
This is a messenger RNA of Vicia villosa (hairy vetch), 402 nucleotides long. RefSeq lists its product as uncharacterized. Lineage: Eukaryota; Viridiplantae; Streptophyta; Magnoliopsida; Fabales; Fabaceae. The record is from RefSeq and is a predicted model, not a curated record. The transcript has a single exon. The coding region runs from base 1 to 402 and encodes 133 amino acids.